AUGGAGGUGGAGCCGAAGCAGGAGCAGGCGGACCAAAGCAAGGCCGACGCUGUCAAGAGUGACCAGGAGGAGGACGAUGCGACGGCCUCUGGCCACACCUGUGGCCUCUGUGGACGGGGCUUCCCUCUCCUGAGCUCGCUGUCCCAGCACAUGCGCAGGCACACUGGGGAGAAGCCCUACAAGUGUCCCUACUGUGAACACCGGGCUGCUCAGAAGGGCAGCCUGAAAGCCCACAUCCGCAGCCACAAGCUGGGCCUGCUCAGCCGGAGCCUGGGCAAGUUGGACGGUGAGGAGGGGGUUGGGGAGCAAGGACAAACACAGGGGGACCCUAAGAAACUGGAUAGUCCCGCUGACAACCUCGCCAAUGGCACCUCGGCUAAGAAGCACAAAGUCAACGGCAAGACGAAAAAUAAAAGCUCCAAGAAGAAAGGCGAAGAAGCAGUCGUCCAGGAUGACGGCAAGGAGGACGAGCCGCAAACCACGACUGAGGGCGACUCACUUCCGGGAGGGACCUUCUGGGUGGACAAUGGGGACGGUGCGGGUUCCUUUCCCUGCGGCUCUUGCAGCCAGGUCUUCCCCCAGGCCCUGCUCCUCAAGGCCCACAUGAAGAAGCACCGCGGCCUCCUGGACCACGGUUGCCGCAUCUGCGGCCGGCGCUUCCGCCAGGCCUGGUUCCUCCAGAGCCACAUGCGGAUUCAUCGGGCCAAGAGUCAGCUGCGGGGUGGGAGUGGCGACAGCAGCGAGUCCCAGACCACCCUCAACGGGGUCCCCCGGGAGCCGGCGUCCCUGGUGAACGAUGACUGUCUCUACGAGCUGUGUGCCGGCUGCGGCAACUUCUUCUACGACCGCAAGACCCUCCGGCUGCACGAGAGGGUCCACAAGCAGAGCCACGCCCCCAGCAAGCCACCGCAGCAAGACCCCGACAACAGCUCUUCAUCACCUGCCGCCAAGAGGCGCUUCCUGGAAUGUCUUAACCUCAGGGCAACCGGGGCUGGAGAGGCAGCUAUGGAGGGGAGUCUUGGAAGACGGAUCCCCGAGCUGGACCCGGUAUGCAGUUACCAUGCCUGGCAGUUGGUCACCAGAGGAUGUGUGGUGGAGGUGACAGAUAAAAGCCUAGGCUGGGAGGAGAGGCUGGUGGAUGCCGAGGUGGCGUUUGCCCGGGAGAAGGGCGAGUAUGUGCCUCUGAAACAGGAGAAGCGGAAGAGGCAGCUGGACUCCUCCCAAAGCAAGAAGAAGAAAGGAGCUCAGGAUGUUGUCGUUAAUGGUGGCAGCGGUGGGAUCUCCCUCCAGCAGCGUGACAGUAGAAAUAGCCGCACCUUAUUGAAUGGGCUCAGCGCAGAGACGUUUGGGAUAUUGCAGAAAAAGAAGGUGAAAGAUGGUCAUCAGUCCAGCAAGCAAGGCACUAAAUCAAACUCUGCCAGUCAGCCCAGCACACCAAGACAAGAAGAUUCUCUAUCUUCCUCGUCCAUAAAGAGGAAUAGUAUCAAGGACCCAACCUAUGAAGAUACCAAGCCAUACUUCUGCGAGCACUGUGACUUCCGCACCAGGGACCCCUCUUCCUUCACAUCCCACAUGCACAAGCAGCACAAGGACGUCAGGGAUGCACAUCAUCACAUACUGGGAGCUAUUAUGGAAGACCCGAGCCACGGCGCUCCCAAAGCCUCAGGUUAUGUGGAAUAUCUCCGGCUGAAGAGCACACUGCUCAGCCAGCCCUACACAAAUCCCUACAUCUGUCCUCCUGGCCAGGAGAGGGCGGCAUCGAGCUGCCAGUCUGAGAAGUCGAGGAGCCUAAAAGUCAAAGGGCAAUCCUCUCAGGAUGCCAUCAUCUACGCCAGCCUCCUCAACCUGUCUGCCCCGCCCGAGGGCCAGGAGGAGGAUGGCGGUGUGAACCCUGUGGCAGCAGCGUCUGAGGGUAAGCUGGUCAGACACCAGUGUCCGUUCUGCGCCCACACAACCCAUUACCUGGAGGUGCUGUGGAUCCACCAGCGUGUGGCCCACAGGGUGGAUAGUGGCAGCUCCCUGGCCCCCAAGUGGGCCCCCUACGUCACCGGCUUCAAGGGCCCCAAGGCUGCUGGACGGCGCACGGGGCCCCCGCCCUUCCUGGAGGGCAAAGACUGCCCUGCACUCUCAGUCCCCCGGGCCCAGCGCACACAAGCCCCAGGUUCCACCGCCACACAACCGUCAGGUGGAGGCACCAAGAGGCCAAAGACAUACACAAGCAGUACAACUGCUACUUCCCAGCCCAACACCAGCCAGGCCAUGGUGUCAGCGUCGCGUACCUCCACAAGGUCUCCCCCUGGUGGUGGGAAGUCACUCCUACCUCAAAAAAAGAAGUCGAGCCGCCCAACCCAUACGGAGGAGGUGGCCAAUAAGAGCGUCCGAUCUAAAACGAAAGCCCACCCCAAAGCUCCUGCCGCCACCACCACCGUCUCAACCAAUAUUCAAGGCUUCUCCCAGCAGUCGACAAGCAGCCCCAAAACCGGACAUUAUCGGGCGGCUGCCGAGGGAAGCCUGCUUCCGCAAGAGGGCCUCGGCUUUAUUCUCGCCAGGAACCAUGGCAGGGCCGACCACGCGUCCCAUCUUACCCCAGACAGAACUCACCUCCACCCCCAGCCCCAUCCACACCCCCACAGCCAUCCACGGGAUCCACCUGCAGCCCUGAAAGGUCAAGACCUUUGGUCAGUCACAAACAUCUUUGGGGCGCAGGGCAGCAGCGGGUACCAGGCACCCACCACCCUCCUCGGCCACGGGAAGAGGGAGUCGACUGCUGGGGACAGCAGAGACACCCCGAUGGACAUGGGCAUCCUGGGUCUGUUGAAGAACUACAACCCCCACGAGCUGGCAGCUCUCUACCAGCACUGGGGCUUUGUAGAUCCCAGGCUUGACCCACAAGGGAUAAUCCUCACACUCGGGUCCUCAGCCAAUCCGGUCCGUGGUUUGGAGAAGUCUGGUGUCACCAGCACGGGUCCAGAACACAGUGCUCACUUUAGGUCCUGGAAGGCUUUCUCUGUCUCCUCGGUCCACUUCACCUGCUUCUUGGUGAGGGGACAGGGCCAGUCCCGAAUCGCUUCCACUGACUCUUUCUCCUGUUGGGCCUCCUGCGGCGCCUUCUUCUGA
Salvelinus namaycush (lake trout) is the source of this 3117-nucleotide messenger RNA. RefSeq names its product zinc finger protein 516-like. Gene Ontology annotation, cellular component: nucleus. The record is from RefSeq and is a predicted model, not a curated record. Lineage: Eukaryota; Metazoa; Chordata; Actinopteri; Salmoniformes; Salmonidae. Gene Ontology annotation, molecular function: DNA-binding transcription factor activity, RNA polymerase II-specific; RNA polymerase II cis-regulatory region sequence-specific DNA binding. The coding region runs from base 1 to 3117 and encodes 1038 amino acids. The transcript is spliced from 4 exons. Gene Ontology annotation, biological process: regulation of DNA-templated transcription.